GGGCGUAUUUCUUGCUGAAUGGAGGGGUUGUGCACCAUUGGAGGGCGUGCGAAGACACGCUGGUGCUGUGGCCCGCCUCGAGGAUAGCAGAAGGAAGCGUAGGGUUGGGAAGGGACGAAGAGUUCGGCAGCGGAGACGCGGGGAUGCUCCACACGGGAACUAUGGGGUACUCCACAAUCCCCUUCGGCUUCUUUUUACGCGCUGGUCUUGUGAUUUGUACCCUCGAUCAUCGCUUCCUCCUUUGCGGGCGCCUCUCUCUUACGCGAGUGGUGUAUCGCCUGAAAUCCAACGCCAUGACAGCCCAAUAUAUAAACCCAUCCUCCGCCCCCGCACCCUCCUGCGCCCCUUGCCCCGUCGACGUCCAUUAACUUGGCCGCCCACCCGGUCUCGAGCACAUUUUCUGUUGCAUUUCUUCCUCGCCUCACGCCCCGCCACGACCCGCCAUCAUGCCGCAUGUAUCAGAAAAAUCCAAGGGCGGAUCGAUAAAGGCCGACUCCAUCUCCUCCGCCGAUCAAAAGCAGGAAGUCAGACACAUCGACAACGUCGCCAGCAACCCGAAUGCGAAGCUCGCUAAUCCCCUCGAGGGCAUUCCCCAGGACCAGCUCCUCGAGGACGCCGCCGCCUUCGCGAAAGCGUAUGGCCUCGGCCAUCUCACCGAUGAGUUUAUGAAAGGGGCUCUCGUCGCACAAGACCCCUCUGCAUUCGAGACUCUAUAUCUCCUUAACGACGAGGACAAAAACGUUCUGCGAAGAGAGGCGACGCACCGAUGGGACCAACCUUGGCAGCUCUACUACCUCGUCAUCCUGUGCUCUAUGGCCGCUGCAGUCCAAGGCAUGGACGAAUCCGUCAUCAACGGCGCUAACCUGUUCUUCCAAUAUCAGUUCAACAUUUCCACAACCUCGGGAGCGAAUCAAAGUCAACACCAGUGGAUACUGGGUCUCGUAAAUUCCGCACCAUACCUAUGCUGCAGCUUGAUCGGUUGCUGGGUAUCUGCACCCAUGAACAGAUGGUUUGGUCGUCGCGGCACCAUAUUCAUCAGCGCCUUCGUCUCGUUCGCUACUUGCAUUUGGUCAGCAGUCACCGACACAUGGUGGCACUUGUUCAUUGCCCGGUUCUUCCUCGGAUUCGGUAUUGGCCCGAAGAGCGCGACGGUCCCCGUCUACUCUGCCGAGUGCGCGCCGCCGGUCAUUCGGGGAGCACUGGUGAUGAUGUGGCAAAUGUGGACGGCCUUCGGCAUCAUGUUCGGUUAUGUUAUGGACCUCGCUUUCUACCACGUUCCUAACAAGCCGGGGAUCACUGGUCUCAACUGGCGACUGAUGCUGGGUAGCGCUGGUGUUCCUGCUUUGUUCAUCAUGGCACAGGUCUACUUGUGCCCGGAAUCACCACGUUGGCUCAUGUCCAAGGGGCGUUACAACGAGGCGUACGAGUCCCUGCUGCGUCUCCGCAACAGCCCUCUACAAGCUGCUCGUGACCUGUACUACAUCCAUGUCCAAUUGCAGGCAGAGGCAGAGGCAUUUACGGGCCGCAAUCGUUUCUUGGAGCUGUUCACUAUCCCCCGCAACCGUCGAGCCGCCCUCGGGUCUUUCAUCGUCAUGUUCAUGCAGCAGUUCUGCGGAGUUAACGUCAUCGCCUACUACUCGUCGUCCAUCUUCACCGAGGCAAAGUUCAGCCAACAGUCUGCACUUAUCGCCUCGUGGGGCUUCGGCAUGAUCAACUGGGUGUUCGCAUUUCCCGCUGUGUGGACAAUCGACACAUUUGGACGGAGGAACCUGUUGCUGACGACGUUCCCGCUGAUGGCGAUCUUCCUGCUCAUGACCGGGUUCGCUUUCUGGAUUCCCGCGGGCAACGGCCGUCUGGCCGUCGUCGCGCUUGGCAUUUACCUGUACGGGAUGGCGUACUCUCCAGGGGAAGGUCCGGUGCCGUUCACGUACUCUGCGGAGGCGUACCCGCUGUACGUCCGUGACGUCGGAAUGGGGUUCUCGACGGCCGUCUUGUGGUUCUUCAACUUCGUCGUAGCUAUCACGUUCCCGCCUCUGCUGGGUGCGUUCAAGCCGCAGGGUGCUUUCGGGUGGUACGCGGCCUGGAACGUCGUCGGCUUCGUCGUGAUCCUGCUGUUCGUCCCGGAAACCAAGGCGCUCUCACUCGAAGAGCUCGAUCAGGUGUUCUCCGUGCCGACGCGCACGCAUGCGGCGUAUCAGCUCAAGGCGCUGCCGCACAAUAUCAAGAAGUACUUCCUCAGGAUGGAUGUAGAACCGCUGCCCCCGCUGUAUGAGCACGAGGGCGAGAUUGGCGAGAAGCGCUAUGCGCCGGGCGGUGCGGGGCAUGCGUAGGCGUGCUCGAUGUGUGUCUGCCAUUCUUGCCUUUGUUCACCUCUCGUUGGGUCUCGUCGUUAGACUGGACCUUGGGCGAUGCUCGCUGAGACGUGUGGCGUGGGGAAACAGUGCACGAUAUACCUAACCUUAUGAUGUCCUGUCAUGUUUUACGAUCUGCUUUACUGUUAUUGUAUUUUAUAGUGUAAAGUUUCAUCAUCUCAAUGGCAUGUUUACAUGUGCGAUCAAGAGGCGGAGUGCCCUGCAGAGUAUGCUCGAAAUUGCUCACGUG
Laetiporus sulphureus 93-53 is the source of this 2601-nucleotide messenger RNA. RefSeq lists its product as uncharacterized. NCBI's taxonomy places the organism in Eukaryota, Fungi, Basidiomycota, Agaricomycetes, Polyporales, Laetiporaceae. The record is from RefSeq and is a predicted model, not a curated record. Gene Ontology annotation, molecular function: myo-inositol:proton symporter activity. Gene Ontology annotation, cellular component: membrane. The coding region runs from base 447 to 2330 and encodes 627 amino acids. The transcript is spliced from 7 exons. Gene Ontology annotation, biological process: transmembrane transport.